AUGUUCAUCUCACGAGUCGAGUACUCCGACGACGCACAUGACAUGGCUGCGAUGGAUGCGGAUUACCAGCCAGCUCCUCGGAGCAAUGCCGAGACAGUCCUAGAUGAUGUUUUCGGGGCCAGCGGCUCCGAGCCCUCCGACGGCUUCGAGCCCAGAGGGCAGCCUGCAAUGCCGUCCGACAUGCCACGGCUCGAGAGGGAACACGCGACCGCAGGCUACCGCGACGGCAUCACGGCAGCCAAGGCACUCAGCGUGCAGGCUGGCUUCGACGAGGGUUUCAGCCUAGGAGCCUCGAUAGGGUCCAAGGUGGGCCAAGUGCUCGGGCUCCUUGACGGCAUUGCCGAAUCCGUGAGCGGUGGCACUUUACCGGGCGGGUCUUGCGGGGUUAACGAGACCGCGGCAGACCCCGAGGGCAAGGGCCAGGUAGAGCCUCUUCUGGGGGAAGGGUCAGAUGACAAAAACGCCAGCGACGACGACGACAAGCUUAGGAUCACCCGCCUGUCGCGGACCGCGAGGGAGGCGCUGAAAGUAGAGGCGGUAUUUGGGGCCGACUACUGGUUCCCCGACGGCACGUGGAAGUUUGACGUGGUGCGAGGGGCAAGCGACGCGACAGAGCCGGAAGACAUCGUCUUUGAGGAUGUGGCCAACGCUCACCCCUUGAUCCGCGAGUGGACCGCCGUGGCAGAGGAGGAGGCGCGGCGAUGGGGUGCAGAUGAUUUCCCUGAGGGCGUGGAUCCAAGCCAAAAUCCAUCCGACGUGGCUCUGGCCAAGCCCACGGCCGUGUCAGCUGGGGAGAAUGACACUUGCGGCGCGCGGUGGCAAUGA
Molecule: messenger RNA, 825 nt
Organism: Parascedosporium putredinis
Lineage: Eukaryota; Fungi; Ascomycota; Sordariomycetes; Microascales; Microascaceae
Source: the annotation of a GenBank genome assembly